Diospyros lotus (date-plum) is the source of this 1061-nucleotide messenger RNA. RefSeq lists its product as uncharacterized. Bases 300 to 707 code for a protein of 135 amino acids. The record is from RefSeq and is a predicted model, not a curated record. The transcript has 4 exons. Lineage: Eukaryota; Viridiplantae; Streptophyta; Magnoliopsida; Ericales; Ebenaceae.
AGACAGAGAUGGAGCAGCAGGCAGGCAGGCAGCAGCAUCUGCAUGGAAAUUGGAAACUUAAAUUUGAGAAUUUUCUAAACUCAUCAUUUACAUUACAGCCAAAUUAAUCUCUCUCUCUCUCUCUCUUUCUCUUUCUCUCUGCGAUUCCCAUGGAAAGGCAGUAAUCUUCUUACUUUCAACUCUCUUCCCGCUUUUGGAUACCCAUUGCCAUUGGUCUAUAAGGGAUUUAGCUACCCCCACCCCCCUCCUCUCCCCCUCUCUCUCUCUCUCUCCCUCUCCCUCUCCCUCUCCCUCUAGUAAUGGCGAUCAAAAGAAGCAAAGAAUCGACGCCUCCGCCCAUCAUCGGCAAGAUCGGGCCUUACACAGUCUUCAUCACUCCUCCCUCCACCCCCACCGCCGCUCCUAAUCCCCCGCCUCCUGCGCCGCCUCAGCCUCCCGCCCCGCCGGUUCAGCCUCCGCCUCAGCAGUUUAAGAAACCCGGUUCUCUGCCCCACGCCUCGGCAUUGGGGUUGGGGUUCUUCCGCAACGCCUUCGCCGAAGUCCAGAAGGCUCAUUCGAGUUUGGAUGAAUUCGUGGCACAUUGGUUCGGGUUGAAUAAAUCAAAGUACCAGUGGGCUUUGGAUGAUUCUUACGAGCAGGGAAACAAGGGAUCGGAACAGGUGGAUGCUAAGGCCAAAAAUAUAUCUGGCAAAGUACAAAACGUGUAAUAUGCAUAUUGGGCAAGUGGCCAGCAGAAUCUUUUGUAUAUAUGCUGAAAUACUGAGAGAAGUAUUCAUUUAUGUCUGACGAGGACGUUUCCCCAGCUUUCUUUGGUAUCUGGCUGUUGAUUCUCUCUCCAAAUUAUGUUGUAACAUCUGAAGCUUUUCUGUGUCAUAGGAUUCUAGUCUUGUAAUGGCUAUAAAGUUAGCCCCUUUUUUCUGGUCCUUUAGUUUCUGUGGAGCAUUUUGUUCAUGUCCUCUGUUCACAAUUAGGUCAGUGUGACUACCAGAGAGUGGUGGACUUCCUGUCUUGAAUGGAUAAUGUAUUUGAGACUUUAUAUUAAUUACAAGCAGUAUAUAAUA